UUUAGAACAGGCGAUGGACAUUUACAUGCGGAGGUAAUUUACCAGUCUGUCCCAGACCCUUCAUUUUCACUUAGAUCGUUGAGUCUGAGAGCAAAGUGUGAGAAGAAACUGGGCCUCCUGUGUUUGACCAAUAUUCUAACCAAAGGGGAUGGCGGUAUUCAGAGAGUAAUUUAUAGCUAAAAACAACAAAUUUUGGACUACUAUGUGAUGUAUUUUCAACUUUACUACGUAACGUACUACUAAAUGUACCAUAUAACUCGCUACACUGUUCCAAUAGGUUGGGCAAGAGUACUGCCCUUUUAUCCCACCAGUGGAAAAAUUUGCACCGUCAAAAUUUCAGAGGCUAAGCCAUAAAUGUGCUAAAAAGAUAAAAAGCCUUCUUGUGUUAGUGGGUAUCCUUGGUGUGGAAGACACUUAGUUACCCAUAAAUUACUCAUUGGCCAUCGAUUACGAAGUUAAGUCAGGAAUAUGGGAUUGUUGUUAAGAAAGUGUUUUUCGUGGUAUACUAAAAAGGAUUUCUAUUUUGGUUAUAUUCAUAUAAAAAUACAUGUUUUUAUUUUUAUUCUUUAAGUGCAGAGAAAAAUACUUUAAUUUGAGACAUUACUGGACAAGUGAACAGGCACGUCGCUUUUCAAGUCUGGAGGAAGGAAAGGGAAAUACAGCUGAUAAAGAUGAAGAAUGA
Molecule: messenger RNA, 682 nt
Organism: Pocillopora meandrina
Lineage: Eukaryota; Metazoa; Cnidaria; Anthozoa; Scleractinia; Pocilloporidae
Source: the annotation of a GenBank genome assembly